Molecule: messenger RNA, 3946 nt
Organism: Toxotes jaculatrix (banded archerfish)
Lineage: Eukaryota; Metazoa; Chordata; Actinopteri; Toxotidae
Gene: sidt2
Product: SID1 transmembrane family, member 2
Exons: 27
Coding region: 579-3209 (876 amino acids)
Cellular component (GO): membrane
Source: RefSeq, a predicted model, not a curated record
UGAUUCUGGUUUUUCACACUGUAAACAGUAAAAUCUCUUCGCGAUCCGUACGAGAUUUUUAUUAUCUUUUUGCACCAUGUCGCGGCGCCGCGACCACAGGCCGUGACAACCGUACACACAGACCUGAAAAACACUUUCUAUUUUGACGCUGGAAGUGAACUCGCAUAUCAAAACAUGGAGCUGCUUCAGCAGCAUCUGAACCAACAAUGCUAACGAUAGCACGGCUAGCGAGCCCCCCUGCCAGCUUUUCAGAUGAAGAGGAACUGAGCGUCGCUGUCAUCUUGUUGUCUUGAAACUUGUGUGAUUGGUUUCGUAGCUGACAGCUGUGCGUUUGCUGCGGAUGUCAGUAGGACGAGGAGCGAGUCUUUAUUCCGUGUAAACAUCCCGCUGUCUCAUUGGCCUGCUCGUUAGCAGCUGCUGUUAUUGUUUAUCUGUACUGGAAGUGGCACAGUUUAGUUAGCCAGCUUGCUAUCCCAGUAAUUGUCGCUGAAUGGGGUGGAGUUUUUAUUAGUAUUGCCGCACAGGCUGGAAUAACGUGAGGUAUCAGUCGGCAGUUCAGGAAGACGGUGUCAAACAACAUGUUGUUAAGGAGCUGCUGGAAAUCUCGACAUAAAAACAGCUCUGGAUCCGCUUCUUGUUGGAUCCGACCAGGUCUGGCAGCCCUGCUCUGGUUAUGUGUGACCCAGUUAGCUUGCGGCAGUGGGGCGAUGGGGGAGACCAAAAAUGUGAUCCAGAAAGAUGCAGAGUUUGAUGUCACCUACAAUGACACAGUUACAAGUGAAAACCAGACCAUCUAUGCUUUCAAUCACACUGUCUCCAGGAAUAAGACGGAGGGUGUGCAUGUGUCUGUGGAUGUAUUGUCACAGGGUUUGGAGAGUCCUAUCCUAUUUGUGGUACGGCAGAAGCAAGCUGUGCUGUCUUUCCAAGUCCCCCUCAUCCUAAGGGGCCUUUACCAGAGGAAGUACCCUUACAAUCAUGUGGGCCGGACAUUGUGCCAGCCUCCGACCCGAGCCGCCUCUGAAACCCAGUACUUUUUUGUGGACGUGUCUACCCUAUCCAGCCAGGGUACAAACUACCAGCUCAGGGUCAGCCGUGUUGAAAGCUUCACCCUUCAGACAGAUAAGAAAUUCAGCUUCACUGCAUCACCAUCCCAACCUCAGUAUUUCAAGUAUAUCUUUCCAGACGGGGUGGACACUGUGAUCGUAAAGGUCAACUCAGACAUGAACUUCCCCUGCUCCGUGAUAUCCAUCCAGGACAUCCAGUGCCCCGUCUAUGACCUUGACAACAAUGUGGCCUUCAUUGGGAUGUACCAGACUAUAACCAAAAAAGGUGCCAUCACUGUGCAGAGAAAAGAUUUUCCCAGCAACAGUUUCUACGUGGUGGUAGUGGUAAAAACAGAGGAUGAGGCAUGUGGCGGUCCGCUGCGCUUCUACCCUCUACGACCUGAUGAGCUUAUUGAUGCUGGCAACCGCAGCAAGGUCCUCGACGUGAUGGUGUCCCCUGCCAUCAACUCAACGGUGUACGUGACAGGCAUGCUGUUCUGUCUGGGUAUCUUCUUCUCCUUCUACCUGCUCACCUUCCUGGUCGCCUGUCUGGAGAACAAGCGAAUGAAUAAGAAGAGAGAUGUUUUUCAGAAUCCCGCUGACAUGUCGCCUGCAGAGACAGCCUCUCUGCUUGGGAAGAACGGAGAUGGUAAGACUCCAGCCUCACCCUAUGAAUAUGGAUCCUUUGCUGACAACGGCAGCACACUGAGUUCUGAGGCCAUCACUGACAGCGCCACCUCGACUGAUAACAACUACGGAUACAUGGGACAGGAGUUUUUCAAACGUCGACCAAUCCUCAAUCACCUUCACCACAUAGCCAUCCGCAUCGAGCGAUCGUUGGACAGUGUAGGACGAAGCAGGCAGGAGUCUCUGAGCUCUGUGGAGGAGGAUGACUAUGACACGCUGGAUGACAUCAACUCAGACAAAAACAUUGUCCGCACCAAGAAAUUUCUGUGUGUGUCUGACCUGGCACGGAAAGACAAGAGGAUUCUCAGCAAGAAAUACCAAAUCUACUUCUGGAACAUUGCCACCAUUGCUGUGUUCUACGCCCUGCCCGUCAUCCAGCUGGUCAUCACCUAUCAAACGGUUGUCAAUGUCACAGGAAACCAGGACAUUUGCUAUUACAACUUCCUGUGUGCCCACCCCCUGGGAGCUCUAAGUGCUUUCAACAACAUACUCAGUAAUGUUGGUUACGUGAUGCUGGGACUUCUCUUCCUCCUUAUUGUCCUCAAGAGAGAUAUUGUCCACAAUCGAGCCCUGGUGCGCAACGAUGUCAACGCUCUGGAAUGUGGUAUCCCAAAGCACUUUGGUCUGUUUUAUGCCAUGGGAACUGCUCUGAUGAUGGAGGGCUUGCUCAGUGCCUGCUACCACGUCUGCCCCAACUACACCAACUUUCAGUUUGACACCUCAUUCAUGUACAUGAUCGCCGGGCUGUGUAUGUUGAAGCUGUAUCAGAAGAGACAUCCAGACAUCAAUGCAAGUGCUUACACUGCCUACGCCUGUCUGGCUGCGGUCAUCUUCUUUUCUGUGCUGGGAGUGGUGUUUGGGAAGGGAAACAUGGUCUUCUGGAUCGUUUUCUCAGUGAUCCACAUUCUGGCCACUCUCCUCCUCAGCACACAGCUCUACUACAUGGGCCGAUGGAGGUUUGACUCUGGGAUUCUGCGCAGGAUAUUGUACGUCAUCUACACAGACUGCAUUAGACAGUGCAGCGGACCCAUGUACAUUGAUCGUAUGGUUCUGCUCGUAAUGGGGAACAUAGUCAACUGGUCCCUAGCUGCCUAUGGCCUCAUCGAGAGGCCUAAUGACUUUGCCUCCUACCUGUUGGCCAUCGCCAUCUGCAACCUGCUGCUCUACUUUGCCUUCUACAUCAUCAUGAAACUGCGGAGCGGUGAGAGAAUCCAGUGUCUGGCGUUGGUGUGUAUUCUCUUCACAGCUGUGGUCUGGGGAUUUGCACUGUAUUUCUUCUUCCAGGGUCUCAGCACCUGGCAGAAAACACCAGCAGAGUCUCGUGAGCACAACAGGGAUUGUAUCCUGCUUUCAUUCUUUGACGACCAUGACAUUUGGCACUUCCUCUCCUCCAUCGCCAUGUUUGGAUCCUUCCUGGUCCUCCUGACUAUGGAUGACGACCUCGACACUGUCCAGAGAGACAAGAUCUACGUCUUCUAGAUUUGUCAGAUCUUCUGUGAUGAGCUCAGCUUGUCCUCUCUGCCUUACCGCCCUUCUCUCUCUCUCUCUCUCCGUUUGCGUCUCCUUCUCAAAGAGCACAGCCAGUAGCCUGUUUUUUACCCAGGCUGUCGACGGGGCGCGUCCCGGCCUCUCACAGCCAAUCAGCCAGUCGGGGAAGGGCCGUAGCCCCUCCCCCCACCUGAACGGACACUAAUGUGCCAAUGAAGAGCCGUCGAGUGAUGCUGAAAUGUUUUGUCCUCUCGCUGCCAUCGUCGAUAUAACUGUUGUAAUCAAUGUUUACUUACUGACGAUGAAGAUAACAAUGUACACACUUACUAAAGAAAAAAAAACUUGUUCAAAUUAACUUAUUUUAUACUGUCAGCAUUACAUUUGACCUACAAGACAGCAAUGCAUUUUGAAAUACUGUUUGUAUGCUGUGUGUGUGUGUGUGUGUGUAUUUACAAACAUAAAUGUGGAAACACGAAUCCUGUCCAGUCUGUGAGUGGCCUUUAAUGUUCUAAUCAUGUUAGUCACAUACUGUGCUCUGAUUGGUCAGUUCCUCGAGCUAGCCGUCCUUCUCAUUGGAGAAUAUCGAUGAUGAUUGUAUUUACUUCUUGACUGCCCUCAAGUCUGACUGCGAAGGUAUUUUUUGCACUGUACUGUAUGAAAAACAGAAUUUUAAUGUCAAACGUUGCAAUGAGCAGUUACUGAAUAAAGGUCUCUUUCAGAUAAGUAGA